Messenger RNA from Anoplopoma fimbria (sablefish), 2819 nucleotides. RefSeq names its product pentraxin 3, long a (gene ptx3a). The record is from RefSeq and is a predicted model, not a curated record. Gene Ontology annotation, molecular function: complement component C1q complex binding. The transcript is spliced from 4 exons. Gene Ontology annotation, biological process: innate immune response. Lineage: Eukaryota; Metazoa; Chordata; Actinopteri; Perciformes; Anoplopomatidae. The coding region runs from base 178 to 1536 and encodes 452 amino acids.
CGCUGUAGAAAGUGAGACGGACAGGGAGAAGCAGCAGAGAUUUAAAAAACACACACAUACAGACAGACGCAGACAAGCAGGUAGGCAGAGGAGCGGACCUUAAACUUACCAGACACACUCUUCAAACACUCUCACUCUCUCUCUCUCUCACACACACACUCAGUCGUCGGUAGCAGCAUGUUCCGGUGGAGGCUCCCCCAGGCAGUGUGUGCGCUGUCGGUGUGCAUGUGUCUGAUUCUCGCCUAUGAGGAUGAUAUUGAGGUCAACUACGCUGACUCCUACUUCAAUGAAAUCACAGUUGGAGAGACACCAGAACCCACACCCAGUCAAACCCCCUGCAGUUCACCAGACCUGACAAAAUGGGACAAGAUCUUCUCAAUGCUGGAAAACAGCCAGAUGAGAGAGAACAUGCUGCUUCAGUAUGCAGAUGACAUCAUCAAGGUGGAGAUGGGGUCACUGCGCGGAGAAUUGCUAAGGUUCAUAGCCCAAUAUGGUGCGUCCUGUGGGGUUGCAAUGGAGACAGCAGGAAGAAGGAUGACCUUGCAGUUGGAGGGCCGUCUCAGAGAAACCCUGGAGCGCCACAGACCCAGAGAACAGAGGUCUUCUGCUGCUGGGAACGGGAAUUCCAACCACCUGGUGGCGAUGCUACAGCAGAUCCUCUCCGCAGCACAAACACAAAAUUCACGACUUGCCAAGCUGGAGACCAGCUGCUUCGGCAGCCCAGGAGCUGGGAUGGGGUCGAAUACAAAUACAGGAUCCCAGCCUCCAGAAGCUGGAGGGGCGGGGCUCCGGGAGCAAGAGGUCACAUCACGAGUGGUGGCUUUAGACAGAGUGCUGGCUGCAAUGCAACAGGCGAGGGAGGAACUGGGGGAGGUGCUGAGGUCAUCGAGGCAAAGAAAACUACCCGCAGGCUGUGAGAUGGCGCUCUUCUUCCCCGUGCGUUCCCAUCAAAUCUGCACCUCUGUCACACCAGAGGUCCCUCUCUCCAUCUCCGCCUUCACUGUCUGCAUGUGGGUGAAGCCGACCGCUGUGUUCAACAGAACCGUGCUGCUCUCCUACGGCACCCGUAACAACCCAUAUGAAAUCCAGCUGCUGCUGGGUGAAACCUCUGCGUUCUUCACCAUCGGCGGAGAGGCUCACCUGGUGGAGGCCAGGGAUGUGGUGAAUCCAGGAGGAGAGUGGAGCCACUUGUGCGGGUCCUGGUCAUCGGAGCAGGGCCUGGCGUCCCUGUGGGCGGGUGGGAAAAAGGUGACCACCACACCCGGAGUGGCGGAGGGACACGUUUUACCCAAGACAGGCUCACUUCAGCUGGGGCAAGAAACCGUCAACUGGCUGACACGGUCCGAUGGAUUCAAUCCAAAGAUGGCGUUCGUGGGGAAGAUGACGGGAGUGAAUAUGUGGGACAGGGUGCUGUCAGAGGAGGAGAUUUCCCAGCUGGCUUUGCAGGAGAGUCAGCACUGCGAUCGGAGGGGGAACGUGGUGGCGUGGGGAGUGACGGAGAUGGUGCCACAAGGAGAAGCCCAGUUCAUCUACUAAGAGAUUCCUUGUGGCGGAACUUUUCAUCAUAAUCAUUCAUCAUCUUCAUUGUGAAUAUCAGCAACAUCGUAAUAUGCUUUCAUGUUGAAACUGAAGAGAGCAACGUACAUCAUCUUUGUCCCUAUAGUUAAAUGUUUUUAAUUAUUAUGUUAUUUUUUUUCUCUCUAUCAUCUCCAUCGCUUUUAUCAUGAACAAUAAUGCUGCAAUGAACUUAACUGGACAUGUUCAAAUGAGAGAAAGGUAAUGUUUUAGAGGUCAUAAUACAAACAGACACACACACACACACACACACAUUCAAACUGAUGUAAAUUCAACUUAGUAAACUUGUAUCGUAGCAGAAAAAGUGCUGCAUUUACCAAAGACUCGACUAAUUAGACUGCAAGGAAGACAAAAAGUCUAUUGUUUUAGUGAACGGGUUCUGAGCCAGUACACAGUGUAAUCAGCAGACAGAGGUCACAGACAAUUACCAGAGAUUAUUUUGUAACUGAAGAGUGAUACAGUUUUUAGAGUAACGAUGCAUUUUAUCUCUUUCUAUCUAGAUUUGUAAAGAAAUAUCUAGUGCACUUAUUCAAUUAAAAAUGUUUUAAGCAUUAAUAUAAUACAAUAUUUUUCUUUCUACCUUUGCAGUCUUGCAGGUAAAACUAUUAGAUGUUGGAGAUUUUCAUAUAUCCCAAUUACAAUUGAAAGCAGAGGUACCACACUCAUGUGUUAAUAAUGUGCUGUCAUGUGCAGUGCAACAUGUAAUGUAUGAAAUACCUGCGACUGAAAUACUUGUUUUCAUACAUGGACAACCAGCAACUGCAGAAACAGCUUCAAAAUUAAUAAUUUUAGCAACUUAUUAAUUAAUUAAUUCAUAAUUUUCUUGAAUUUGUGAAAGCUUUUCAAGCUAUUUAAGACCUUACAUUUCCAUACAUGUACUCAUCAAAGUGUUUACUUUCAUAUGAGAUAUGUAAUUCCAGUUCUGCUCAGUUUUUUUGUGAGCAAUUAAACUAUAGAAUUAUAUUUGUGUGUUCUUUUUUGAUACUGCAUAAAGUAAUAGGAGUAAAAGCGUUAUAUUUGUAUUGUGAGAUUUACAAUAAUUUUGUGUUAUUGUUAAAAGAAACUGAGGACAUUGUUUACACACUAAUCUUUUAUCAACUAAGUUGUCUUGUAUUAUACUGUAAAUUGCUUUUUGAUGUUCUUGUGAAAAGUUGAAAAUGAAUGUAUUUUGUACAUAAAUAUAUUUUGCAUAACAUGACUGGGUGAAUGGAGAGUGAGAUAUGAAUAAACAUUUCAAGUUAUAA